Molecule: messenger RNA, 5962 nt
Organism: Maylandia zebra (zebra mbuna)
Lineage: Eukaryota; Metazoa; Chordata; Actinopteri; Cichliformes; Cichlidae
Product: estrogen-related receptor gamma
Biological process (GO): regulation of DNA-templated transcription
Cellular component (GO): nucleus
Molecular function (GO): sequence-specific DNA binding; nuclear steroid receptor activity; steroid binding
Source: RefSeq, a predicted model, not a curated record
GAGUGCGCUCUCACUGCUGCUGCUCUCCAUCCAUCCCUCUUAUCUUUUAUUCUCUUUCUCUGUCCACCAAUCCCAUCAUCUGUGUUCUACCUCCUCUCGUUGCUCACCGUUUCCUCUCUUCAUCUCUUCCUGAGGUUCUUUUUUUGUUUUUUCCUCUCUCCUCUUUCUCGGACCACCACUUUUCUUCUCACCGGCCGUACUCCUGAGCCCGAGCGUGCGGCACCUGUGCAGACUGGAGUUUGUUGGGCCGAGGCAGAAGGUUUUUCUUUUUUUCUUCUUCUUCUCUUUUUAUUUUUAUUUUAAGUGUGCAGGUUGAACACAGGAGGGAGGGGAAGCAGCACCCGGGACCACCUGACCAAUAUUUAUUGAGAAUAUGAGGAGAUUUAGGAACUGAUCUCCUGCUUCAGCUUUUCCCCAGCUGUUUAUCUGUUGUUGUUUUUGAAUUUUUUUUAAAAUUGCAACAUCUGGAAUGCUUAACAAGGACUGAUGGAUGUUUCCGAACUGUGUAUCCCUGACCCUCUCUGCUACCACAACCAGUUAUUAACCAGAAUGCCCUCCGAGGACCGGCACCUAUCCUCGAGCUGUGGUUCUUAUGUCAAAACUGAGCCUUCCAGUCCUUCCUCCUCGCUCAUAGACACUGGCAGUCACCACAGCCCCAGUGGCAACUCUGACGCCAGCGGCGGCUACGUUAACGUUGGCAGUGGACGGUCACACACCCUGGACUCCCCCCCAAUGUUCAACCCAGGCAUGCUGGGAGGCGGCAGCGCCUGCUUACGCCGCUACGAGGAAUGCUCCGGCGGCAUGGCCGAUGACUCGCCAAUCAAGUGCGAGUACAUGCUCAAUGGAAUUCCCAAGAGGCUGUGCCUGGUGUGUGGCGACACUGCCUCGGGGUACCACUACGGAGUGGCCUCCUGUGAGGCCUGCAAAGCCUUUUUCAAAAGAACGAUACAAGGGAAUAUCGAGUACAGCUGUCCGGCUACCAAUGAGUGUGAGAUCACCAAAAGGAGACGAAAGUCUUGCCAGGCCUGCCGCUUUAUGAAAUGUCUUAAAGUUGGCAUGCUAAAAGAGGGUGUGCGUCUGGAUCGAGUGAGAGGGGGGCGUCAGAAGUACAAGCGGCGGUUGGAUGCCGAAAACGGCGCCUACCUCGGCCUCACCCUCCCCCCUCCAGCCAAAAAACCACUGACAAAGAUCGUCUCUCAUUUGCUGGUGGUGGAGCCAGAGAAGAUCUAUGCCAUGCCUGACCCCACCAUGCCGGACGGAGACAUCAAGGCUCUGACAACGCUUUGUGACUUGGCUGACCGCGAGCUGGUGGUCAUCAUUGGCUGGGCCAAACAUAUCCCAGGCUUUUCCACACUCUCGCUGGCAGACCAGAUGAGUCUAUUGCAGAGUGCCUGGAUGGAGAUCCUGGUGCUGAGCAUUGUGUUUCGCUCACUGCCCUGUGAGGAUGAGAUAAUGUAUGCGGAGGACUACGUGGUAGAUGAGGAGCAGGCGAGGAUCUCAGGCCUGCUGGACCUUCAUGUUGCCAUCUUGCCAUUGGUCCGACGCUACAAGAAGCUGCGUAUGGAGAAGGAGGAGUUUGUUACGCUCAAAGCCAUUGCACUCUCUAACUCAGACUCCAUGCACAUAGAGAAUAUCGAGGCUGUCCAAAGGCUCCAGGAUUCUCUUCAUGAAGCCCUGCAGGAUUUUGAGGGUUCCCAGCACCCAGAGGACCCCCGGCGGGCAGGCAAGCUGCUCAUGACCCUGCCUCUGCUCCGUCAGACUGCCACCAAGGCCGUUCAGCACUUCUACAGCAUCAAAAUGCAGGGCAAAGUCCCCAUGCACAAACUAUUCCUCGAGAUGCUGGAAGCCAAGGCUUGACACCCGGGCCGGGUGUUUGACGUGCAGCUGCAUCACCCAAUCCGAGGCGAGGGACAGCCCAUUAAAAAAUAAAUCAAUAAAUAAAGGUGGUGCCAACUGACAAUGGAAGGAUGAAGCUUGGAGUCAUUUUAACACUUUUAAACAAAACUAAACUUAAAGGUAACUAAAGGGACUUGAAAUAGUUUUAAAAGGUGGGCAAUUAUCAGACUGAUUGACAGGGGAUCACGAUUAUGUAUAUAAAGAUGUUGUGUACAGAAAUCAGGCAGCCGAGGUCUUGUUAUAACCAGAGACCCGUUGCUCUAUAUCACCUGAAGGUUCUGUGAAUUUGUUUCUUAUCUUAUUUUCAUCUCAAAAUGGAAAUGUGAUAAUAUAAAUGUCCUCAAGAACUGUACAGCCACGUAGCCACAUGUUUUUAUUUCCUUCUCUCACGUUUUCUCAUCGCAAGCUGUUAAAGCAAUAGUCUCUAACUGGUCUACAUAUAAUAUGUGUACUGUAUAUUGUGUGAAAUUGCACUGGACAUGUGGGGUUGGGGGAGGGAGAACUGUUAGACAUAUUCUUGUAUUGACCAUCGAAGACAGUGGUACUCGUUACAGUAAGAUUCUCCAUUUCUUCAUUAUAUAUUUACCUCGUAGAAGCUUCAUCAGCUCAGUGGUUCGGUCAACUUGGUGCUUGCAGAAGGACGGUGGUUGGCUGGUGAUCAGAGUUCACUGAGAGUUUGCACUGAGCAGCUAUGAAUAAUGUGGCAAUAAUGAGUAUUGUAUCAGCUCACUCUCUCGGUCCUUUUUGCUUUUAGAGGCUAAACUUGUCCCUCGCUUCUCUUUGUCCUCAUGCACAUCUAUUGGCAACUAAACGUACUGUGAAACCUGCACGUGAUAACGAUAAGCUAUAUUUAAGAAUGAAGUUAAACACAAUGAAUGCAAUGUAAUACGCCCUUUAAUGCAAACUGACACCCCUAAUAUGAAGACCUCAGCAACUAUACAAUAUCAUUCAGUUUGUUUCGAAAGCUUUUUGUUGACGAUGGUGCGCUAGAUUGUGAUAUUUUGUACAGGCUUUGCCUUUUCUUGUGAAACUCUGCCCACCUUUGUUUUAGUUUGUUCUCAACACAACAAGUGUCACUAUAUUGAUAGCCCAUAGCUGAAUAUGUCUGUAAAGUAUGAACAGUAUUAUUUGCUAUUUAAUUUAACAUCAUCUGUGUCGAUAUAAAGGCUACAGUCAAUUAAUAUUAUUAAUUUGUGCGUUCAAAUGCUUGUCAUAAUGUCCCAGUUGGUUUGUUGGGAAGUCUUUUUUUCCAACUGAAGUGUCAUCACGUGCUUUGAUGUAGGAAUGUAGGAGCUUUAAACUAAAAAAAUGAUGCUUUACAUGACUUUUUAUCAGGAUAACUGAUAAAGUUUUAAAAAAAGACUCUUUGUAGACACCAAUUUGUGGUUGUAGCAUAAGAUCAUAUUGCAAAUGAGAUGAAGGAAGAAAAAAGUUUAUAUGCAACAUGCUAAAUUAUACCCAAAUUUUAUUUAUUUUUUGUCAGGAAUCAUUAUGAUCCUUACUUUCCUCACUUUUCUUUCGUCUUAAUUUCUCUUUUCAUCCAAAUCACAAUAAUGACACUUGUUUGUCUGAGAACAACCUGAAAGGCUCUCCGAGUUCAUUCUUAGUGGCAACAAUAGUGGAAAAUUAUAUAUCUCACUGACCACCAGAUGCAGCUUUCGGAUGUUUUGUAGUUUUAUUGGUCUUUAGCUCAUUUUUAAUGAAGGUGCUAAUAUUCAGACAGGCACUGUGUACAAACAUACUCCCAUUAAGGAGUACAGACUAAGUUAAUAAAUCUGUAUAUUCCAAAAGUAAUGGUAGUCUUUUGGAGCAUAAUAUCUAUCAGUGAUAAACCAGUUGCCAAAUUACUCAAUUAGGAUAAAAGUGAUAGAGUUAUGAACAUAUUAUUUCCUGUCCUGAUGACCUGAGCAGGUUAGAUGGAACAUGUUACCAUAUGAUCAAAACAGUAUACUAAUAAUAAAUGAAACAGCUGCUCUUAGGGUUUUAGUAAGACACAUAUUGUCCCUCGUGAACACUUAAAGUAGUCUUUAAAGUGUCAAGUGCCAUUAGCUUCUGCCCAAACAAUUAUAAAGCAUAAAGCCAAGCUGCCAGUAACUAUUGACGAUUCCCACAGGAACACUCCUGAUUCACUGUAAUGUAAUGCAUAGAUAAUUAUAACCAUAUACAUUAGAGAAUACAAUUCCCACGAUGCACUUCCUCACUUGUUAACCAGCUUUUCUGUCCCCGGCUGAAAUGAGGGAUUCAUCACCUCUGUACAGUAGCAAGCCAAAGCAUUAUUGUCUUUUUAAUACACGUUAUGAAAGCUGCUGUAUUAGGCAGACAUGACUGCUGUUUCCACAUAAAUACAGAUUUUAAUGGUGAGCAUACCCUUUCUGCUCUGUAUCCACUAAACCUAACAACAAAACAUGCUGGAAAUCUUUUAUCUUCUUUUGUUCGCUCAAUAGAGGCAUUGAUCGAUCAUUAGUUCUGUGAAGUCUCACUCUGAGAUAAAAACAAGUCUAAAAAGUGAAAGGAUUUUUUUUUUCUUUUUCUAUUUUUUUGUACUAAUUUGAGGAGAGUGUUUCUGUAAAUGGCUGCAAUCCAGCUCGACCAAAACAGGAAAACUGACCCUCCCUCCUGAUCAGAGUUCAUUUACACACCUCCAUGCUCUUUGAAGACUUGAUAGCAGAUUAAUUGUUUCCCAACUUCCACCCCCCCCCCCCCUUCUCCCAAAUUAAUAUAAGAAAAUAAAAGAAAAUGCUUAAUUUAUUUCCAGACUUCUAAAACGGUUCGACUACAUCCAAUUAACUCUAAUUGUCUCCUAAGCUGAAAUUCUCAGUAGAAAUGGAGCAAUUAAAUUUCUGCUUUGGCUCUACCUUGGGGACGAGAGACGUUUUACUUUGGUUGAUGGUGGGAAGGGUUUGUCUAAACCUUUACAAAGACGAUUUCAUGAGUCUCUGUAAUAGUUUCAUAACAGAGCGAUCACUGGGCUAUGCAAGGCAAAUAUGGCCACCCUAUGUUCCUUGUGUUGUGGAGCAUCAGACUGACAUUUAUUUGUUCUUUGUUUACAUUGUGGACAUGCUGUACAAAUGUAUUAUGUGCAUAUUUCACUAUACUACGACUGCUGUUCGUUACUAUAACUAUGAUCCUUUGAUUUGCCAAUUUAGGGAGUUUUUCAUGUUGGAUUAGCAACAAAAUUUAGAGCCCACUGAAAACCUGUAUAAUACAAGUCACUGUAUUGAGUCAAUGGGUAAUUAUUUAAGUAAGUCUUUGGUGAGAUAUUGUCUUAUUUUCUGUUUUUUUUUUUCUUCUGUAUCUUUGUGUAUCUCAAUGCUGAAACACACACACACACACACUGCGUUACCAUCGAUUUUGCUUAUCGGCACAGCAGGACAUAUAGUGAGUAAAGUCGUCUAGACCCUAUACCUCAAUUCAUAUUUUUUGAAAAUUACACUGGGUUUGGAAGCGGGCCAUGGGUUCCUCUUGGGAAUCUGUGGCACAGAAAUAAAGUGACAUCACUGGCUGGGUAUUAAAAAAAUGUAGAUGAACUUACGGCGGUUGGGGAACACAUUCCUCGGAGGAGAAAGCUGCUUAUUCGCUGUUCCAUUUGCGGACUUUACCUUAACUCCGCGCACGCUGAGAUGACGAGAUUUACAUAAAACAUGGAGGAACCUCCCUGGCCGUUCUGGUCCACGGUGUAUAAAGGACCCUGCUAGGUGUAUGUACCACAGACAUGUGAUUACCCAAGAGGAUUAACCCUCCCCUUCUCAAAAGCAAUAUGUUAGCAUUUGUAAUAUAUGAAUCAAGAUAAAAGGGAGCUUUGGUUCAUUUUGAUUAUACACUUAUGCUUGGGAAAGGACAGGCUAACUAUGCACGCACAGUCCUGGGAAGACAAAGGGAAAAUAUUGGAAGUUAGAAGCAACUACAGCUGGGUUUCACUGGACAGUAUUGUGUGGCAUUUUCUUGUGUUUCGUUUGUUGUGUUCAUGCCUACUGUAUCCAUGUGUAAAUAUAUGCUUUUUUUUUCUUUUUCUUCUUUUUUUUUGGAGUGAGUCAAAUCUAACAGUGCACUGAAUGUACAGUGACAA